GAGAGGGAAGAGAUCAUGAAGAGAAAGAGAUACGAGAUGGAGAAGAAGAAGAAGACAGAGAUUCAAACCGCCAUUGAAGAGCUCUCUCUUUUCAUCAUAACUAAACCAGGAGAUAACACUGAAUUAGCUACACAUAUACCCUUGAGGCCUCUUCUCUCCUUCUGCGACUUAAUCAUCCAAGUUCUUGAUAAGAUAGGACCGACAAUGGCUGUUCUUAGACAAGACAUUGAUCAAAAUAUUCAGAGAUUAGAGAAAGUUUGUGAAACAGAUUCAUGUGUUUAUUCCAACUUGGUUGAGAUUCUGAAGAAAGAAAAGGAAGAGGGAACUUCCAAGAUGGUUGCUAGUUGCAGUAGAGCUAUCUUUUGGCUCACUAGGACAAUGGAUUUUACUUCGGGUUUACUACGAUUAUUGUCGAAAGAAACGUCAUUGAGAAUGGAAGAACUUGUCGAAGAAUGCUACAUGACGACUUUAAAACCGCAUCAUGGAUGGAUCGCGUCUGCUGCUUUCAAAGUGUGUUUGAAGCUGGUACCUGACAACAAGACGUUCAUGGAAGCGAUCGGUGCAAGAGACGAAAGCUAUGAUACCUUCAGAGAAGACAUUGAUACUUUAAGCUCAUUGCUGACACCUAUUCUCAAAGAAAUCUACUUUGUUCUGGAACAAUACGGGUUGAACAGAUUAAGAUCGAUGUAGGUGAUGGGUUGAAAAAGAAUCCAAUUAUUUAAUGGAUUUUCACUCAAAUGAUAAGUUUAGUUUAAAAAAAUAAUGUAUAUAUCCUUGUUGUAAGAUUUAUUUAUUUAAUCAUCCGAACUAAAAUGAUUCAUCUUUUUUUUCGUUUCUUUUUUUUUUUUCUUUUUUUAUGUUAGAUAUUAAUAUACCUGUAAAAUAGAUGUAUCAUGUAUGGAUGUAAUUUAAUCAGUAUAUCCUCA
Molecule: messenger RNA, 926 nt
Organism: Capsella rubella
Lineage: Eukaryota; Viridiplantae; Streptophyta; Magnoliopsida; Brassicales; Brassicaceae
Product: glycolipid transfer protein 2
Exons: 6
Coding region: 16-690 (224 amino acids)
Biological process (GO): ceramide transport; intermembrane lipid transfer
Cellular component (GO): cytosol; membrane; cytoplasm
Molecular function (GO): ceramide 1-phosphate binding; ceramide 1-phosphate transfer activity
Source: RefSeq, a predicted model, not a curated record